Molecule: messenger RNA, 2808 nt
Organism: Kockovaella imperatae
Lineage: Eukaryota; Fungi; Basidiomycota; Tremellomycetes; Tremellales; Cuniculitremaceae
Product: glycoside hydrolase superfamily
Exons: 10
Coding region: 1-2808 (935 amino acids)
Biological process (GO): glycoprotein catabolic process
Molecular function (GO): beta-mannosidase activity
Source: RefSeq, a predicted model, not a curated record
AUGUCGUCGUUCUUCUCGAGACUCAUGUUGGCUAUGAGCUGUUCGCGAGGCAACAACAUCAUCAGCCUCAACGGGAAUGAAUGGACUCUCACAUCGCCAGGCAACGAUUCCUUCAAGUCAAUUCCCGCCAAGGUACCAUCACAAAACUACGUUGAUCUUCAGGCCGCUGGAGUAACUCAAGACAUUCUGUAUGGGUAUCAGGAGGAUGAGCAGGUCUGGGUGCAAAAUUCCAACUGGAGCUACAAUCAUGCCGGUGUCACAUUGGACACUUCCCCAGGUCUCUCGACUCACCUUGUCUUUGAAGGCCUUGACACGUUCACAACCAUCAGCUUUUGCAACGAAGAGGUAGCCACCACCAACGAUCAAUAUCAACAGUAUAUCAUUGACGUGACCAAUAUCGUCUCCAGCUGCAAAGCCAGUCCAAUCCCUUUGUCCAUUAACUUUGGUCCCGCUGUCAACAUCUCCGUCGACAUGGGUCUGCAGGGCGACCCGAAUAUCAAAUGGGCGGACGGUUGUCAAGGUAGCCAGCCCUCGUGUCGCGAAUUCAUAAGAAAGGAGCAAAGCGAUAUGGGGUGGGAUUGGGCACCCCAUAUUGUCCCAGCAGGGCCGUGGCGUGAAAUCAGUGUCGUCCAGCUCAAUAGUUCAGCGGUAUACGUCAACAAUGUGGCGAUAGACAUCUACCGGCAAGGACAAAUGAACAAUCUGCCGCCGGACCAAAAUCAGAACUGGAUAUUCAAUGCUUCUCUUGACUACGUCGGCUCCCUUCCCUCCGGAUCAGGACUCUCCUUAUCACUCACAGAUGCCAAUGGUAACUCGGUCCUCUCAACCUCCCUUUCCGAUGCUACUAUCGGUGCGUCAAACGGGUCCGGCACCAUCACAGCCUCUACGACCAUCGAUGCCUCUCAAGUUCAGUUAUGGUGGCCAAAUGGCAUGGGGGCACAAACUCUUUACCAAGCGAGUAUCGCAAUCACAUCGCCAGGUGGAUCGAAUGCCAGGCGUCACGAAAAGCAUCGGCGUAGCAGUGAUAGCAUCGCUACCGUGGAGAGGACCGUCGGCUUUCGGACAAUUGUAUGGAAUGGGCAGCCAAUCUCGGCUGCCGAUCAAGCCCUUGGAAUUGCUCCGGGUAGCAACUGGCACUUUGAGAUCAACGGUGAGAUUAUGUAUGCCAAAGGUGCCAAUCUGGUCCCUCUCAACGCUGUGUGGGCGACUCAAUUGUUCGAACUUGCCGUUCAGGCCAACUUCAACAUGAUGAGGGUAUGGUCAUCCGGAGCGUAUCUUGCCGAUUACAUUUACAGCAUUGCCGACAAGGCAGGCAUCUUGCUGUGGUCCGAAUUCGAAUUCUCCGACGGCGCCUAUCAAGCCACUGGAGAAUUUCCGGCGUUGUACGAGGCUGAGGCGUAUUACAAUAUUCGACGAGUAAACUACCAUCCUAGCUUGGCAUUAUGGGCUGGCGGAAACGAACUCGAGGCAGACGAAUUAGCGUACUGGUUCAAUCCCAACUCUCCAUCGCCCCAGAUGGCAGCUUAUCAAGCUAUCCAGGAGGAGCUCUUGAUCAAAUGCGUUUACGCCAACUCGCGGUCGAUAAGUUAUAUUCCUUCCUCCCUCUACAAUGGAUACUUGUCCCUGGAUUUCGACUCGGUUCGUCCCCAAGUUCCACGGUACAAGAACACUAGUGGCCCUGAAUAUCUCUACAAUGAUGCAGAGGGCUAUGUUCUUUUCACCAAUCAAUGCUUCAACAUCAGCUUCUAUCCGUCCAGUCGUUUCGUCGACGAGUUUGGCUGGAAUUCUUUCCCGACGACCGAAGUCUUUGACAACAUCGGGCAGGGGAUCGACUCGUGCUAUGAUCCCGUUGUCAUCUAUCAUAAUCGUCAUGAAGGAGGUUUCUUUGGCCAGGUUCUGACUCCCGAACAAGAAUCGCUGGCGGGAAUCAACCAGAUGUUGAGUGGACAAGUGAUGUAUUAUCCCGUCCCAACGCUCUCAGAUCCUGCUGCGAACUUUACUGCUUGGAUUUACGGCUCUCAGGUGUUUCAAGCAGACCAUCUAGCCACACAAAUCUCUGUAUAUAGACGUGGCUCUGGUCAAUCUCAACGUAAUCUGGGAAGCUUGUACUGGAUGUUCAAUGAUGUCUGGGUCGCGCCAACGUGGUCAGCCGUCACUUCGAAUUUGAAAUCCAAAGUGAUGGUCUAUACCUCGCGUGACAUUUACUCGCCCGUGAUUGUCAGGCCGUACUACGAUGUCGACGUGGGUGACCUUCAGGUGUGGGUCACGUCGGAUCAAUUCUUCCCGGUGUCGGGAAAUGUGAAGAUCGAAUGGAUGACAUGGUCCGGAGAGCCGCAGCGGCAACCAGUGUCAUCGGAAGUAUUGCCGCGGCUGCUACCUCAGCAUUGCAUCUACCCGUCUCGAGCGUUCAGACAUUCCCGGUCACAGUCUCAGCUGUCAAUUUCGACGACUGUCACCGGCAACGGACAGACUUUCACCCACCAGUCUUGGUAUCAUCCAGUAUAUCUGAACAACGCAACACUGAUGGAUCCUAAGCUCACGAUCUCGUGCGAUUCGGGUAGCAACUCAUUCACCGUCACCGCCCCGGCAGCUGUGGCGGCAUGGGUGGUCCUUGAUUAUUCGUCGCAUGAAGUCUCCGGAUAUUGGUCUGAUAAUGGAUUCUGGUUGGGUCAGGGCGAGUCGAGGACGGUCCAAUUCACGGUUUGGAACGACUGGACUGGCGAUUCCAGCUGGCAGCAAGGAGUGACGGUGAGGAGUAUGUACGACAACGUGAUCAGCAGAGAGUACGCUGCCACAGUAGGGGCCUGA